This is a messenger RNA of Penicillium canescens, 1002 nucleotides long. It is a transcript of the gene gliT, whose product is annotated as thioredoxin reductase gliT. NCBI's taxonomy places the organism in Eukaryota, Fungi, Ascomycota, Eurotiomycetes, Eurotiales, Aspergillaceae. The record is from RefSeq and is a predicted model, not a curated record. The transcript has 3 exons. Gene Ontology annotation, molecular function: oxidoreductase activity. The coding region runs from base 1 to 1002 and encodes 333 amino acids.
AUGUCACACACACAGCUUUUCGAUGCACUCAUCAUCGGCGGUGGUCCUGCAGGAUUGGCCGCUGCGAUGGCCCUAGGAAGAGCUUGUCGAUCCGUGGCCCUCUUUGAUUCCCAGGAAUAUCGCAACGAGUCGGCGACGAUGAUGCACAACGUUCUUUGCCAUGAUGGUCAAAAGCCCGAACAUUUUCGCGCCACAGCAGUCAGGGAAAUUAUGGAUAAAUAUGACACCGUCACUUUCAUCGACACACAGAUCAUCAGGACUCGCCUGGUUUUUAACGGUUCCUGUCGCCUCUUUGAGCUCACCAAUCAAAAAGGUCUGGUAUGGCUGGGUCGUAAGCUGAUCUUCGCGUCCGGCACAAAAGACGUUCUGCCUUCGAUUACUGGGUACAAGGAACAUUGGGGUCGAGGAAUCGUUCACUGUUUGUUUUGCGAUGCCUAUGAAAAUCGUGGAGGCCACAUCGGACUCUUAGGUCUCCAGUCCCAGGACCUAGACCCCAUGUUGAUGGCAUUGCGGCUCACCCAAGAUAAGGUCACAGUUUUCACAAACGGGGAAGGUGUCGCUACCGAUGAAGCAGGACAAAUGUGUUUCGAAAUUGCAACUGCGCUAGGAGUCAAAUUUGACCACCGACCACUCAAAUCAAUCUCCCAGAAUCCUCAUGGAGUGGGGAUUCAACUGAAUUUCCAGGAUGAUUCAAAUGAAUCUAUACGGAUGCUUAUGAGCGCUCCACCCUCGGUCAAUCGUGCAGCCGAUUUGAUUUCCAGUCUGGGUCUCGAGACUCUCCCAGGCUCCGACGGCCAUGUGGUAUCAAAGAGUAUGAUGGGAGAGUCUAGUCUGCCCGGCUGUUUUGUAGCCGGUGACACAUCCACGGCGGCGAAGAUAGUUCACAUUGCCAUGUCGUCUGGAACUCUGGCAGGGAUUGGAGUAGCCAAACAAUUGGCGCACGAGGAAGGGCUCAAGGCUCUUGAAACAAUGUCGAGCCGCGGUAGUCAAGGGCAUUUGUGA